Molecule: messenger RNA, 2354 nt
Organism: Leptinotarsa decemlineata (Colorado potato beetle)
Lineage: Eukaryota; Metazoa; Arthropoda; Insecta; Coleoptera; Chrysomelidae
Product: zinc finger-containing ubiquitin peptidase 1
Molecular function (GO): ubiquitin-like protein peptidase activity
Source: RefSeq, a predicted model, not a curated record
ACUAUUCAGUCAAAUUUAAAGGUGUUUUAAAUGCCGCAGUGGAAAAAUGAUAGAUGCGGAAGUGUAAUGCGGGUUGCUCGAAAUUUUUAAGUAGGUCGUUUGUUCAAAUAUGUCAAAAGGUUAUGGAUUGGAUUAUGAGGAUUUAAUAAAUCGAACUGAGGAUUAAAGAACGUAAGGAAUAUAACAUCCAAGAAAAAAUGGCAAGUAAUGUUCCAGAUUUUAGUUACUGCUGUGAAAUAUGCGGCUUGGAAGGGCUCGCAGAGGACGAAUUUAGGAUACAUACUCAUACGGCUCACGUUGAUGGCAAUGCCGUAUGCCCCUUCUGCGAGCUAUCUGCUGUGUCCCCUGCUGAACUAAUUCUCCAUGUAAAUCAAGCCCACUUGGACUUCCUGACACCCGAAUCUGAACAAAAUAUCAGUUUUAUUGAUGAACCUAGUCCUAGCGAAUCCAACGGGAUAAAUGGUGAAAACAACCAUUGGAACUUUCCGUCAUAUUCUAGCAAUAACAGAAAUAGUCCAGAAGAAGUCAAAAGUAAUAUAAAUAUUAACUUGAAUCCAAAGAUAAAUGGAGGAGGGGAGCUAAGUCCAAGUAAAUCCAGCCACGGACAAGGUUCGCCUCUGCGUUCCAAUUUAGAUUUGAAAUUGAGAAGUUCAGCUUCUAGGCUUCAGUGCCCCAUGUGCAAUUAUACUAGUCUCAGUCCCAAUGAGCUGGAGGAACAUGUUAACAGGAGCCAUUUUGAUUUGACGUCUCCGUCAGUUGGAAACAUGACGAGCGAAGUUUAUGUUUGCCCCUUAUGCGUUGGGAGUUUCAAAUCUGCACCAGAUUUGGAAUUGCAUGUGAAUAUCGAACAUCGCGAUAUACUGUCUCCAGCCAGCCCAGCGAGUCACACUUGUCCUGUGUGUGGAAUUGUUCUAGAAUAUGACGUUAAUAGUGAACGAGCUGCUCAACACGUUGAAUCUCAUUUUCCUGCUGGUUCGCCCCAGCCUGCCGAAAAGGCUGCGAUUCGCGAAAGGGAACAGAGAGAAUUCGAACUGCUGAGGGCGCAGUACGGCAUGGAUAACCAAGGCAACUUCAAAGAGCAGUCCGUAACCAACAUGCAAAGGGCUGUUUACGCCGGAGAAAUGAGUGUGGCCGACUACUACGAACGGACAUUGGAUUUGAGGGCCGCUGAAAGUUACGGAGUCGACGACGGAAGUUCAAUCACGAGAAGUAUUGUUCCCAGAGUGAGAGCGAUGAGCAACAAUGCCACUAACGUGGUUAGAACUCUGCUGUGUACUUGCGUCGAUCACUACGCGUCUUCUUAUGGCGACAGAGGUUGGGGUUGCGGGUACAAGAAUACUCAAAUGCUCAUUUCUAGUUUGCUGACUCAUACCGGUUACAACGAGAGGAUUUAUAAGCUGUGGCAAGGUCGAAAACCGCCGCGGAGUUCGGUUCCUAGUAUAUCCAGGAUCCAGGGGGUUAUCGAACAGGCGUGGGCGCAAGGAUUCGAUAUUCAGGGAUCUGAACAGUUAGGAUGCAGGCUAGUCAAUACGAGAAAAUGGAUAGGAGCCACAGAAGUGGUGACUCUCUUCUCGUAUCUUCGAGUGAAGUGUCAGCUCAUUGAUUUUCACAAACCGACCGGACCUUCUGGAACUCACCCUGAAUUGUUCAACUGGGUGUUGAAAUAUUUCGAAAAUUCGGUGGGAGGCGAAUUUACCCCGCCAUUAUAUUUGCAACAUCAAGGUCAUAGUCGAACCAUAAUGGGUAUAGAAGUCCACAGAGAUGGUAGUUUGAUCCUGUUGGUUCUCGACCCGAGUCAUUCUCCUCAGCAAAUGGCUCAGUUUGGAGACACGACUAGCACGAACGCAGCUCUGAGACUUCUCAGGAAGAGCGAGUCUGCAAUGAAAGCAAGGCAGUAUCAAAUAGUCGCUGUUGUGGGAACCAUAGAUAGCGAGCAACAAUAUCAACAAAGCAAAAUCCUCCGCGGCCUCCGAAUCCCCCAAGAUCGGUGAGGGCGGUACCAGACGCCUAGGAAAUUAAAAUCGAGUAUAGUUUAUUCAAGUUUUAUUCACCUAAUUCACCACCUUUGUGCUGGUCAUGAUACCUCAACGUACACACGAAAACAUUUGAAAAGAGUCGAGCGUGCGGCGCGGCGCCCUACAGUCAAUCGAUUGUAUCCUAACGCUUCACUACAAGUUGCUCGUUCGUUACGUCCUCGCCUGAAAGUAAACCGCAGAAUACGAGUAGCUGGUUGAAUCUGCUUAGCAUUAGCCCGAUUACGCUUCCCACGUUUGAGAGUUCGGGGACGAAUAUAUUCAAAAGAGAAGUACUUUGUACUAGUUGUUUUAAUUUAUUGAAUAAAUCAUUUAAAUCUC